CCAGCUGGGACUGUGAGGGCAGCAAGCAAAAGCAAAGCAAGCUAACGCGGAGGCCAGAGAAGACGAAGAGAAGCCGAGGGCGCCGUGGAACCAACACUUUUAUGGUUUGCGGCAGCGACGCAUCCGUGUUCGGAGACGGCAGACGUUGGCAUCUGCCGUGACCUGCAGCACGAUGGCCCUCAACCUAUGGGAUAGUAAGGUUCUGCAGCUGAUCGCCGCCGGUCUGCUGCUUUUCUACGUUUGGAUGGACGUGGCCCUCUACUACCAAGUGCAGGCUAUGCCGGUAUCGAACGGAAAGGGAAGUGCAGCCAGCAGCUCAUCAUCGCCUUUCGCCCAUGUGACGAUGAAAGCCCUUUUGCUCGACCACACGACGCACUACGUGCACAAUCCGCUGGCCGUCUGGUUUAACGAGGCCACGAACUUUGCAGAGGUUUUCACGUGGAUCACGGCUAACAUGGUUAGCUUCAGUCAUGUGGUCGUCGCUGUUGUCGGAAUGAAGCUGCUCUGGAGUGAUUCUCUCUCUACCAGACAGCUCGGCGUCUUACUCUUUGAGGUGCGCUCCUUCCUCGACGCCUUCGAUGGAACGCUGGCGCGCGCCAGGGCGCACAGCUCUCUCGAGGAGCCGGGCAUCGGGUCUUCAGGACACCUGAUCGACGGCGCGUGCGACGCCCUCGGCUGCACGGCCAUGUUUUUCGGCUGCCUGGGAAUACUGCGACGCAAGCCGCCGCCGCACUACUCAGCCCUGCCCGGUCCCGGGGGCAAAGAGGCCAGGGAGACGCUGGCCCAGUCGAACCGCCGCGCCCUCGUGCUCGUCGGUUGCGCCGCUCUGCAAAUGACCCUGAGCUCUCUCUUCUGGAACAGGACUCUCAGCGAGUACCACGAUCUCCUAGAAAUCCCUGGAUCGACUUAUUCUACUAGGGUAAUUCAAAACACUGUGUUCAAGUCGUCGGCCCUGUGGAUCACAGUCUGGUUCUGGCGGCUUACCAAUCCACACGCCAUGAUGGAAAUGAUCUUGAUUAGCAUAUUCCUGGACAAAUUAUGGCAUUUCCUGUCGUGGAUCCAGUACAUAGGGUUCGUGAUCCUGCUGGUACAAGUGUCGAUAACAGAGACGCACCUGCACUACGUCCAGGACUUGAUCCCGGCAGUGAACUCCAGCAUGAUGACUCCGCUCUCGGGACGAUAGCCUCGAAUAAUUUCGGCUAUCUGAACGCGCUGUGAUCUGAACGGUAGUCGUUGCCGGGCGCAGUUUUUUCUCGCGCUGAACUCAAUCAAAGUGACAAUGACGGAAUGACGCAAUGCAGACUCCCGUGAUAGCUUCUGUCCUGACAAGACAAUUUAAAGUUGCGUGUAAAUACCGACGAGCACAUUUGGAAUUACUGCGCGCCUCGCGUCGCAGUUCUCACUGAUCAAAAGACUCCUACUGUAAACCUACUGACUCGCACCUUGCAUGCCUACACACUGCUUGGAUGGUUGAAAAAAUAAUUUAUUUGUAUGGAAUGGCCCAAACCGCAAAUUUGGGCCGUUGGAUUCGCAGGGGUCGCCUGAUUUUGUCUGAAAUUGUCAGGAAAGAUAAUCGUCUUUUUUCCAUGCUUCUCAGCAAUAACUUUUAGCUUUCCUAAGUCACUUGCAAAAGGCCAAUCGUUGGAAUAGUCAUGAUAUAAAGGCGAUAUCUUUGGUUGCUUCCUGGACAAAAUUUUAUUCUUAAUUUUAAUUAAAAGCCUACUGGUAAUAAAGCAGGGACAAACAAUGAAGUUCCUUUCCUCAAGAUGAAUUCCUUCAACUCUCAUAAUUUUUUAUAUGGAGGGGAUUUUCAUUUUAAAAAAGAUUUAAAUUGUUUCUUGAGGAGUCAAAUAAAAUAUCAAGCAAUUUAAAAUCGUUUUCCAAGUUUUAUCAACGGAAGCACCAAAUUUCCUGUUCAUCCCAUUUGGACAAAAUAGGCGCCUCCAUUUUUUUGCAGGCCAGUUGCGGGUCACCAUGGUACUCUAAUCAAGCGUUAACUAUUGAAAACCAAAUCGUAAACGCAAUCCGGCCUCUUUACGUGUAUCGAUUUUAACAAAUAAUAAUAAUAAUAACAAUGCUACCCUCUUAAAUGUUUAACCAUCCUCAAAAUAUAUAUAUUGUCUAUGAAACGAUAAUCAAAACAGCAAGACAAGUGUUGCUAUCGUCUGAGCAAAUGUUGGAACGUUUAGAGACUCGGUGUUUCAUGUUUUGGGUUGGCUGUUAACUGUUGAACCGAAAUCUUCAUUCUAUGCUUCUUAAAAUUUCAAGUACAAAUUGAUGGAAGAAUGAUCUACAAGUAGUCAUUUAUGAUUUCUCGUCUAGGUGUAAACACACACUGCAAGCAGCAAUAAUUAGAUCCUCGAUAAUUAUCGUUUCUGGUUUCGCAACAACUAAAAAUGUGAGCUUUUUAGUGAGGGUGAAUCUACCGAAACUGAAUUAUGACUAAGUGCUCUUACAAAAAAUGUUAUCUACGUGACAAAGCUAGAGAUAUUGAUAAGCCAUGAUUCUUGCCUAAAUGCGUUGUGACCUCCGUUAUGUUAGUUGCCAUAGAAUUAUUGAUGUAAUUGUGAAUUAGUUCGAGUUCGCCGCCAAGAUGAUCAGAAUUUCUAUCUUGGCGCCGCAUGGAGUUUUUUUGCCAUUUGUUUUUUGAAAAAUUGAUUUUUCUGGAAUCUCCACAUUUUGUCAAAACUAACAGAUCUGAUUGAUGUUGUAUUUUAUUAAAUCUAUAUACAUCAUGUCCGAUA
Cloeon dipterum is the source of this 2744-nucleotide messenger RNA. RefSeq names its product Ceramide phosphoethanolamine synthase (gene Cpes). The transcript has 6 exons. Gene Ontology annotation, molecular function: phosphotransferase activity, for other substituted phosphate groups. Lineage: Eukaryota; Metazoa; Arthropoda; Insecta; Ephemeroptera; Baetidae. Gene Ontology annotation, biological process: phospholipid biosynthetic process. The coding region runs from base 173 to 1183 and encodes 336 amino acids. The record is from RefSeq and is a predicted model, not a curated record. Gene Ontology annotation, cellular component: membrane.